Puccinia graminis f. sp. tritici CRL 75-36-700-3 is the source of this 457-nucleotide messenger RNA. RefSeq lists its product as uncharacterized. Lineage: Eukaryota; Fungi; Basidiomycota; Pucciniomycetes; Pucciniales; Pucciniaceae. The coding region runs from base 146 to 457 and encodes 103 amino acids. The record is from RefSeq and is a predicted model, not a curated record. The transcript is spliced from 3 exons.
GCUCACUCGGAGCAACGGACGGGAAAUCUGCAAUUUGUCAUCUAGUUCUGUUUAGUUACUAAAAAUCAUACCGGCUCUGUUUUUAGCACCUUACUUCAACAGGCUUUCCUCUCACAAGUCGGUCCACACGCAUUGCACUCUGAGGAUGGUACCCAAGAGAAUCUGGAUAUCGUACAACAAGAAGCUCAGUAGCGUUCCAACACAAGAGCUCGAGUUCGUCGAUGACCUCGCCAAGGCGGCCAGAAACGAAUUCUUGCCUUAUCUGCGUCACGUCGCCACGUCGGAUAUCACCCUGCAUGUUGAUGAGCAUGCAGAGGCACUGGCUACAGUUUCAGCCCUGGCAGAAAUCGUGGCACCACUAUCCCCUUGCGGCAUCUCAAACACUCCUCUUAUAGUGAAAGGUGAGAAGCUCCACUCCAUCCGUGUCCAAGCUCUUAUGCCAGCAAUGCCAAGUUAA